AUGGGUAGACGACCUGCGCGUUGUUAUCGUUACAUCAAAAAUAAACCUUACCCGAAGUCACGGUUCUGCCGUGGUGUUCCAGACCCUAAAAUUAGGAUCUAUGACUUAGGAAAGAAAAAAGCUGAUGUUGACGAAUUCCCUGUAUGUGUGCAUUUAAUGUCUAACGAACGUGAGCAUCUUUCUUCGGAAGCUCUUGAGGCAGCCCGUAUUUGCGCAAAUAAGUAUAUGGUCAAAACAUGCGGAAAAGAUGGAUUUCAUAUGCGUGUCAGAAAACAUCCUUAUCACGUAGUACGUAUUAACAAGAUGUUAUCAUGCGCAGGAGCUGAUAGGUUACAGACUGGAAUGCGUGGUGCGUUUGGAAAGCCACAGGGAUUGGUAGCCCGUGUGGAUAUUGGAGAUCUUCUUAUUUCAGUCCGAGUGCGAGAGCAGCACCAAGAAGCUGCUGUAGAAGCAUUCCGUCGUGCUAAGUUUAAGUUCCCCGGGAGACAACUGAUUGUCGUAUCACGCAAAUGGGGAUUCACAAAGUGGGAUAAAGAAGAUUAUGAAAGUAUGCGUAAAGAAGGACGUUUGGUGUCAGACGGUGCUAACUGUAAGUUGGUUCGGGAACAUGGGCCGUUGUCGAAAUGGAUAGCUAAUCCUAUUUAA
Molecule: messenger RNA, 645 nt
Organism: Enterobius vermicularis (human pinworm)
Lineage: Eukaryota; Metazoa; Nematoda; Chromadorea; Rhabditida; Oxyuridae
Source: the annotation of a GenBank genome assembly